AUGGACUAGAAUCCAAUCCCAUUGCCAAAAGAGUACCCUGUUCCCCAUGAUUUUCAUUCAAACCUCAGAAAGAAAUUUCUAGAUUUCUUCAAAAAACAAUUAGGAGAGUAAGCAAACAACAGUAUUGUAUUUCUCAAAGGGGCGGAGUCAAUUGAUAAACAUGAUGAUGAUUAAUAAUAUCGAGUGGAACAAGAGAGUAAUUUCAAGUAUAUCUUUGGAUGUGACUUGCUGGAUUGUUAUGGAAUAUUGGAAGUGGAAUCAGGAAAAGUGACAGUUUUUGUACCUAAAUAUCCUGAAUCAUAUAAAAUGUGGAUGGUCGUUUUCAGUAACGAAGAAAUCAAAGAAAAAUACAGAUUAGACGAUGUGUUGUACGUUGAUUAAUUGGAAUAAUGGAUUGAGAAAAGAGCACCAUCAAAAUUAUUCAUAUACAAGGGAUAAGAUUCUGACUCUAAAUUGAUAUCAUCGUAUCCUUAAUUCCCAUAUCUCUCAAAGUACAAGGUGGACGAGGAAGAGUUGUAUUGGACAUUGAAUGAGUGUAGAGUAACGAAGACUGAUUAAGAGAUUGAAAUACUCAGAUAUGUGGCUCUGUUGGCAAGUGAAUCGCAUGAGAACGUGAUGCGUAAAAUCAGAGUUGGAAAUAAGGAGUAUCAAAUGGAGGCUCUAUUCAAAUAUCACAAUUUUGUUUACAGUGGAUGUAGAUUCACACCAUACGAAUGUAUUUGUGCCUCAGGAACAGGAGGAUCUACAUUACAUUACAUUGAGAAUGACAAAACAAUUGAAGACAAAUAAUUAAUAUUGACAGACAUGGGUGCAAGAUAUUAUGGAUAUAACAGUGAUAUCACUGUCACAUUUCCAAGUAAUGGCAAAUUUGAUGAGAAAUAAUCAAUUAUUUAUAAUGCAGUACUGGAUGCUUAGAGACAAGUGUUUGCAUCUCUUAAAGUGGGAGUCAAUUGGGGAGACAUGCACUUUUUAGCUGAAAGAGUAAUUGUUUAACAUCUAUUGGAUGCUGGUUUAUUGGUAGGAACAAUAGAGGAAUUAAUGCAAAAUAGAAUUGGCAAGAUCUUCUUCUGUCAUGGAUUGGGUCAUUUGUUGGGAAUGAGAACCCAUGAUGUUGGUGGAUAUAACAAAGGAUGUCCUCCUAGAAUUCCAGAGUUGUAAUCUUUGAGAUUUAGGAGAGACUUAGAGGUUGGAAUGGUAUUUUCAAAUGAACCUGGCAUCUACUUUGUUGAUUUCAUAAUUUAGGAGGCAUUUAAAGAUGAAACCAAAGCCAGGUUCUUGAAUUAAGAAAAGAUUUCAGAAUUCAUGUAUGUGGGUGGAGUUAGAUUGGAAGAUGACAUUGCUUUGACAGCCAAUGGUCCUGAAAUACUAAAUCUGGUGCCAAGAUCCAUAGCAUAAGUAGAGGCAUGUAUCAGGGGAGAGGAUUGGAAAUUAAUUCAAUGAACAAUAUUGUAAUCAUCAUAUAAAAUGAAUGAAUUUAAUUUA
Molecule: messenger RNA, 1482 nt
Organism: Paramecium tetraurelia
Lineage: Eukaryota; Ciliophora; Oligohymenophorea; Peniculida; Parameciidae
Exons: 3
Molecular function (GO): metalloaminopeptidase activity; manganese ion binding
Source: RefSeq, a predicted model, not a curated record